GGUGGCCGCUAGUUGCUGAGUGGUCGGUUUCGGUGGCCUCUGGACACAAGAUGCCGGAGUCUGGAUGCUUGUUUGGGAACAGCAUCCUACGGAAAGACGGGCGACCUCACUAUACUUUUACCUGACUGGCUAGAGACCCAAGAAAAAGAGACGGAAGCCCAAAAUUAUGAAAAAACAGAGUUUAUUAAUCACUAAAAUGCAACAAUACCCACAACUUCUUCUUCGAAGACCUUUACCUCCCAAACACCCUAAGCUGCCUUUAUAUACAAAGAAAACCCAUACAGCCAAGACUGGUGAAAUUGAGACACUCUCUGGAAAGUUCACUCAAGAUGAAACCAGUCCAGUUCCAAAAAAACCUGCUUUACUUGAUGUAUCUUCAGAAGAACAAGCUCAAGGUCCUAUCAAUAUCCAAGCUGACUCUUUGGAUCAAAAUGUAACAGAAGCAGUAACUGCAAUUUCAACAUCCACAAAAUCUAGAAAUGUCAGAUCCAUGUUUAUUCCAAGUUAUGCUUUAGUUUCAACUCAAUUUUUCAAGAAAAAUAUAAUAAAAAUGAAAAGAAGUUCAGAAAAGUCCACAACUAAACUACCCAAAGUAGAAAAUAUUAUUACUGAUAAAAAAUUAGAAGAUAUUUUGGUUGUUUCUUCAAAGUUCCCUCAAUCAGACGGUUCUUCGUUAGUUAACAAACGAAAGCGUGACUCUUCCAAAAGUGCAGUAUUGCCAAGUCGUCUAGUCAGUGCCUCACACAAGGCAGUAACCAUUAGUAAAGUGCUACUAGGGAUUACUCAGUUUCCAAGAAACAUUGUCCUACCAACACCGAUUUUACCAAGAAAACCUCAUCCACAGUCUAUCAUAGAAAGUCUUGCAUCAGAAAAUGAAAAGAGAGAAAGUGUUCUGAGGCUACCUGAAGGUGGCUCUAAAUAUAAAAAAACAGAAUCAGACUACGUUUUACACGGUGACGGUUUUAAGACUAUUGAGACAACACAUUCCGAAACAAUAAUAGCGAUGGCCAACCUGGCUGUGGUAACUUGCCAAGUGCAUGGAAGAAAUGCACUUAACCUUAAGGGUUUUUUUCUCCUUUAUUGUCCAGACUUCUCACCUUUGGCUUCCCAAUUGAUAUAUCUUAAUUUAUCAUUUAAUGACCUCCGUGAAUUUCCCGUAGAAAUACUUUGUCUUAAAAAUCUACAAAUACUGAAAAUGAGAAAUAAUCCCAUCAAAGAAAUUCCUUCUGAAAUCCAAUACCUUAAGUUCCUUCGAAUUUUCAGCAUUGCUUUUAAUUAUAUUCAUGUUCUUCCGUAUGGGUUAUUUUCCUUGGCCCAUCUUGAGGAACUUGAUAUUUCCUACAAUGAAAUUACUUCUAUUCCGAAUGAUAUCCAGAAACUCAGAUCACUUGACAAACUGAUUAUUGAUGGGAAUUACUUGUUUUUUCUUCCACCUGGAAUUUUGAAGCUUAACCUGACAAAAAUCCAGCUUGAGAAUACUUUCACUCAUCGUAGUUUAUGGGUCGAGAAUUGUUUCAAUAGUCCCCAACAACUUACUCACAUGUGUGCUUUGUUCAUUAUCAAAAAUGAUCUACUUGGUUCUUAUGAUAAGAUCCCACUAAAAGUUCAAAAGUUACUGAUAUGCACAUCCAGGUGUGAAUGGUGCCUUGGUCCCAAGUUUGGUGAAGGUUUUCGUAUCAUCCAAUCCUACAAUAUCUUUGGAGCAACAGAGCUUCCUGUCAUGUUUCAUGUGUGUUCUCUUUCCUGCUAUAGGAAAAUAAAGGAGAGCGGUUUUGCUUGUGAAGGUGAUCUUUAUGACAAUACAUAUUAAAAUUGAACAAGAAAGAUAAUACAGUGGUUUAUCAUUCCCUCUGUAAAGGAGGGUAAAGUUUAUGUUUAGUCAUUCCUCUCUUUGCGUACAGGUUCUGACAGAAGUGUCUUCUCAGAUGAAUUCUCUGUGUAAUCUAACUUCUUGUGAAAGUUUGUGAUUGGUAGGAACUCAUUGCAGAAUAAUCUUACUCAAAAAAGAUUAGUAAAGGCCUCUGAAUUUCAAUAAAGAUUUAGAAAAUUUCUUUCCAUAGCCUGUUUACCAUAAAAAGAAAAAUGCUCCUGUGCUUUGCAAAAAGAUUUGGUGCAUUUGAUCUUUCAAUGCAUCCUCAGUAAAUGAAAAGGUAGCAUUUUGAAGGCAUCACUGAAGUUUGUGCUACA
Marmota monax (woodchuck) is the source of this 2187-nucleotide messenger RNA. It is a transcript of the gene Lrrc63, whose product is annotated as leucine rich repeat containing 63. The record is from RefSeq and is a predicted model, not a curated record. The coding region runs from base 167 to 1810 and encodes 547 amino acids. The transcript has 10 exons. Gene Ontology annotation, molecular function: protein binding. Lineage: Eukaryota; Metazoa; Chordata; Mammalia; Rodentia; Sciuridae.